AUGGAAAAACAAUAUGAAAAGAAGAUCACAUGGACGAUUAAGAAUUUCUCUUCUUUACAAUCUGAGAAAAUUUAUUCUGAUCAUGGGUUUACAUGGCGUCUUCUGGCCUAUCCCAAGGGUAAUUGGCAUAGUAUUAAUAAAUGUUUGUCUCUAUUUCUGGAUGUUGCUGAUUCUGAAUCUUUGCCUUGUGGAUGGCAAAGACACACAAGAUAUCGCCUAACUGUUGUUAAUCAAAUUUCAGAGAAACUCUCCCAGCAUAGAGUAUCACAAAAGUGGUUUGAUGAGAAAUCUACCAGCAUAGGUUACCCAUCAAUGCUUCCCCUUACAAAACUUGCAAAUGGGUUUUUAAUGAACGGAGAAGUCAAGAUUGUAGCCGAGGUUGGUGUUCUUGAAGUUCAUGGCAAAUCAGAUGUGUUGGAGGAAACUUCAUUAGUUAAUGAAAGCAUCAAUGUCAAUGGGUUUCAAGUUCUUCCUUCACAGGUGGAAACUGUGAACACUCUCUUUAAAAAGCACCCAGACAUUGCAUCAAAAUUCCGUCUAGAGAACCCACAUCUAAGGACCACAUACUUGAAUGUCCUGAUAACCCUGACUGAGAUUCUAUACCAGUCCCCUCAGAAACUCUCCAAUCUUGAUCUCGCCAAUGCAUUUUGUACACUAUCUUGUAUGAAAAAGGCGGGCUUUAAGUUGGAUUGGUUGGAGAACAAACUGAAAGAGGUUGGUAAGACUCUGCUGCAACAACAUGAGAAAGAGUUGAAGGAAUUAAAGGACUUGAAGGAAGAGUUUAUGCUAGAGUUAUGA
Molecule: messenger RNA, 798 nt
Organism: Camelina sativa (false flax)
Lineage: Eukaryota; Viridiplantae; Streptophyta; Magnoliopsida; Brassicales; Brassicaceae
Source: RefSeq, a predicted model, not a curated record